Thecamonas trahens ATCC 50062 is the source of this 867-nucleotide messenger RNA. RefSeq lists its product as uncharacterized. Bases 1 to 744 code for a protein of 247 amino acids. The record is from RefSeq and is a predicted model, not a curated record. The transcript has 2 exons. Lineage: Eukaryota; Apusomonadida; Apusomonadidae.
AUGGACGAGGCAGUGAUCGCUGAGAGCAUUGCGCACAACGACGUGAAGCAGUUGAGCGAGGUUGUACCUCCGGCGCCUGCGGACGUGUCGUGGGCUGUGGUGGAGGCUGCGGUGGCGGCCGGCGCCGACAAGUGCGUGGCGUAUCUGAUCCAGGGGAGAGAUGACGAAUGCCUUUCGGUGGUGCGGACGCUGCUGCGGGAAGAGACGGCCCGGGGAUCUCUGGCCGGCAUCAUGGCGGUCGAUGGAUACGGCCAGACGGCCAUGGAGAUCUCUGCGGCGGCUGAGGAGGCGGCUCGGGCGGCCAAGGCAGCGAGAAAGCGUAACGGUGCUGCGGACGAGGACGAGCAUGUGCCGCUGUGGAAGCCGAUAUCCGGGCCGAUCACCCGCGGUCUCCUCGUUGCUGCCGAGGAGCAAGCGGCCGGCCUUGGCUAUGAGCGCGAAGUCCUGGCCCGGUCGCGGGUGUGGGCGUUUGCCGUCGGCGCGAUGAAGCUCCUACUGCUGGCGCUUGCGAUUGGACUCUGCAUGCACGGCCUCCGCGCUGCGCGCAAGUAUGUUGGCGACGCUGCUGUGGCCGGAUGCAAGGCCCGUGCAGCCGGCGAUCCGCUCCCAACCGUCCGAUGGGUGUUUAUCCACACCAAGGGCGGCGGUAUCACCAUUGCAAACCUCAUCUUUGGCUUUCUCAAGUCUGUGGCGCUGAACGAGUAUCCCGACGGCUGCCGACUUGUCGAUGACUACGAGUCGUAACCUCCCCUCAAUCCUGGCAACCCGUACGCCCACUCCCAACACCCUCUGCCCCACCACCACGCCCCAUCACCACGCCCAUACUCCGAUCUCCCCUCCCAGAACAGUUUCAAAGCUCCACAGCAC